Messenger RNA from Drosophila ananassae, 2824 nucleotides. RefSeq names its product protein sel-1 homolog 1 (gene Hrd3). The record is from RefSeq and is a predicted model, not a curated record. The transcript has 8 exons. NCBI's taxonomy places the organism in Eukaryota, Metazoa, Arthropoda, Insecta, Diptera, Drosophilidae. Gene Ontology annotation, biological process: ERAD pathway. Gene Ontology annotation, molecular function: protein binding. Gene Ontology annotation, cellular component: endoplasmic reticulum membrane. Bases 336 to 2750 code for a protein of 804 amino acids.
UUGUUUUGAGCGACGCCCGUGUAAACGUCUGAUUAAACACCUUCGCUUUCCAGCACUACAGAAACAUUUUGUGACCGUUAGCAACACUGAGCUCUAAAAAACAUUGCAACAAAAAAGAUUAAAGAAUCUUACGUGUGAAAAAUUAAGGAAAACAGUUACGGUAGAGGCUCCGGUAAGCAACCGCUACUGGCUAAUAAUGCGCCAACGAUAGGACAAACGAUAAUUCCGUGAAUAAGCAAUCCGUCGAGCAUAUUGGCCGCCCCGUCCAAAGGGAAGAAGUAAAUAAAUACAACACGUCAGACGAAAGGCAGAUAGAACAGACGAGAUAAGCAAGGAUGAAGGCGACCGUUUGGAUAUGUAUGCUCCCUCUCUUCCUGGCCUGCUCCCAGUUGCGGGCGGAGGAGCUGCAAGGGCCAACCACCACCACCAUAGAUCCCUCAGGAACGGGAACCAGCUCAGGCACAGGCACUGCCCCCACCACAGGUACUGGCACAGCCACCCCCACCACCGAAGAGGUGACCACAGCGGAACAUGACAGCCAUGCUCCCACGGAAAGCAAUGAGCGCAAGGCUGCCAAGCCAAAGGACACCGCCGAGUACCUAGCUCCGCGGACAAAGGUCAUGCCGGCCGCUCUGCUCGAAAGGCUGUGGAACGACAGCCUUUUGAGGCAGCAAAAGCUCAAGGCUGAGAUCGAGAAAAUUGAAGCCAAACGGCAGCCCACUGAGGUGGUUGAGCAAACGCCCGAGCAGAUUGAAGCUCAAACCAUGUACGAUAACGCCAUGGACAUGCUGGGCAAGCCUCGCACGGAUAAGCGAGUGGCCUUCACCCUGCUGAAGAAGGCAGCGGACUUCAAUCAUCUGAAAGCGAGGGCCGAAUUGGCCUGGGCCGUUCUUCUUGGCCACUGGAUGGACUUUGAUUUCAAUCAUGCCGCCGAUGAGUUCGAAAGUCUGGUCAACGAAGGCCUUCCAGAAGCGCAUAUGGGUCUGGGAUUUCUCUACUCGGCCGGAGUUGGCGGCAAAAAUGUUAGCCAGCCUUUGGCUUUGAUACACUACUCCCUGGCCGCCCUUGGCGACAAUACUCUGGCUCAAAUGGCGAUGGGUUACCGACAUUUGUAUGGAAUUAAUGUGCCAAUUAGCUGUGAAAAGGCGCUAAUCCAUUAUAAGCGAGUGGCCAAGAAGGUCGCCUCAAAGAUCACAUUCGCCAAUGGACCAGUUGUUCACCGGGUGCGACUUCUGGACGAGCUAGAGAACCCUGGAAGCCAUGAGACUGAGAUUGUAGACUACUACCAACUGCUGGCCGAUAAGGGCGAUGUCCAGUCGCAGGUGGGUCUGGGUCAGCUGUACUACCAGGGCGGCAAGGCCACCCAGCAGGAUCACCAAAAGGCUCUGGAAUACUUUACACAGGCUGCCAAUGCCGGCAAUGCAGUCGGAUUUGCUUUUCUGGGCAAACUCUAUCUGGAGGGUAGUGACCAAAUCAAGGCAGAUAACGAGACAGCGUUUAAGUAUUUCACGAGGGCCUCCGAAAUGGGCGACCCAGUGGGCCAGAGCGGACUGGGUCUCAUGUACCUGAAGGGUUUGGGUGUGCCCAAGGACACCAUUAAAGCCCUCUCCUAUUUCACUCAGGCGGCUGAUCAAAAUUGGGUGGAUGGACAAUUGCAGCUCGGCAACAUGUACUUUACUGGUAAUGGAGUCAAAACGGACUACAAGUUGGCCCUUAAGUACUUUAACCUGGCUACUCAUUCGGGGCAUGUUCUUGCCUACUACAAUCUCGGUGUGAUGCAUGCUUACGGCUUGGGAAUGUUGCGCUCCUGUCCAGCAGCGGUUGAGUUCUUUAAGACUGUCUCAGAGCGCGGACGCUGGAGCAGCCGCUUGAUGCAUGCCUAUAGCGACUAUAAAAAGAACCGCAUUGAUGAAGCCUACAUGCAGUACUCAUUGAUGGCCGAGGUUGGCUACGAGGUGGCCCAAAGCAACGCAGCAUAUCUGCUCGACCGCGAGGAGGUUCAUGUGUUCAAUGAUCGCCACGAGGACUUGAUUCGUGCCUUCUACUACUGGAAGCGGGCUGCUGGCCAGGGCUAUUCAGCGGCACAAGUGAAACUGGGCGAUUACUACUAUUACGGCUGGGGAACUGCCACAGAUUUCGAGACUUCCGCCUCUCUUUACAGAAAAGCGUCGGAGCAGCAUUAUAAUGCCCAGGCUAUGUUCAACCUCGGUUAUAUGCAUGAGCAGGGAUUGGGAAUGAAAAAAGAUUGGCAUUUGGCCAAAAGACUGUACGACCUGGCGGCCGAGACCAAUUCGGAUGCCAAAGUUCCAGUGGCCAUUGCUCUCUUCAAGCUGCAAAUGUUAGCCAAGAUAGAGUCUAUUAAGGAGUCGCCAUACAGGUUCAUCUUCUACAUGGAUGAAAGUAUCGCUGCCAAUUGGGACUUAUACAUGAUAACCAUUUUGACGCUUCUGUUGGGCAUUAUCAUGUACAUGAGGAGACCUUUCAUCCAACCGGAUCAACCCGCCCAGCAGCCACCUGCGGAUGAUGUUGCUCCAGCGGUUCCUCCGGUGGCUGGAGUAGCGGUUGGGGCAGCCGCUGAUGAGGCUGCAUUGGUAGCAGGAACAGCAAACGCCGCAGCUACUUCCAAUGCAGCAAGUGCAGCUGCGCCUUCAUCCUCGGCGUCGAAUCCUCAAAACGAAAGAUCGCCGGGGCACAGCAGUUCAUCAUCAGCGGCGCCCAAUGGCGCCGAUACACUUGAUCCCACUGAUUAGUGAUAGUGAAUUGGAUAAUCAUCUUCCUAGGUUAAUUAGUAUGCGUGUAAAUAAUUAUCAUCUAAUUUCGCCGA